Molecule: messenger RNA, 1651 nt
Organism: Marchantia polymorpha subsp. ruderalis
Lineage: Eukaryota; Viridiplantae; Streptophyta; Marchantiopsida; Marchantiales; Marchantiaceae
Source: the annotation of a GenBank genome assembly
GCGGAAUGUCUAGAAAGGCGACGGUCCAUUGAAGCCAGGUAGGAACGAACCCACAAAAAUCUAAAAUUCUCGAAGCAAGCGAAAAUCUCCUGCUGUACUGUGGCUGUCGACAUGUACGCAAGGCCUGCAGAAUAAGAAGAGGAGACCGACACAGAUUGAUUGCUUAAUCGACUUGUGUUGUGCUUUGCAAGCACAGGAAGAUUAGUCCUAAUCAGGGAUUCGGAUUCUGGAGCUGGUUGUCCAGCCGGACAUGAAAGUGUCAGUGUAGAAGUAUAGGAAAGAAGACGUGAAGUACAGUAAUACGAGUAGGGGUUGGGGAAUGGUCAGAAGCCCGCCUGACUGAUGUGGCUGAAAUUACACCAUUCAGGGUUUUUAACUGCUCACAUAGACUCAUAGUGAGCAUGGGAUUUUUGACAAAGCCUCCAGGAGACUAACGGCUGAAUCGUGGACCGACCAUCCACCCAAUCCGACCCUGCCAUUCUCGCGGGGUUGUUGUUAGGGAAUUUGUGGUGAAGAGGAAUUCUAUGAGCUCUCUGAGAGUGGGGGACUGGUCACAUGGGAUUCCCAGUUGAUGGUACAGGAUUUGAAUUAAAAUUUGAAAACUUUUCGGGGACUUUUUGAAAGUGAAAAAGUCGGAACAGUACAUUUACAAUUGACUGAAGCGAGGGGGAGAUGGUGGAGUUGGUACUUCUCGAUGAAGGUGGAGUAGCAGGACCAGGAGCAGGAAGAUCUCAAGUAGAAAGCAUGAGCAUCGAGAAGUAUACUGUAGAAGAAGUUGCAACUCACAGUUCUGCUGACGAUUGCUGGGUUAUCAUUCACGGCAAGAUCUAUGAUGUGACGAAAUAUUUAGACGAUCAUCCCGGUGGAGAUCAAGUUCUACUGGUGUCGGCAGGUGAAGAUGCCACCGAAGAAUUUGACGACGCAGGUCAUAGCACUGAUGCCUGGAAGUUAAUGGAGAAGUAUGUUGUCGGCCAGGUGGAUGAGACCUCAGUUUCAACUACAAAAAGUUCCCAAUUUUUGUAUAAGACUCUGCCGACAGUAGCUUCUGUACUGGUGCUAGGUCUUGUCGCAGGUGUAAUACUUUGGAGAAAAAAGAGAAUAGUCUAGUUCAAGAACAUUGUUUUGCACGCCUGGUCCUCACGUCAAAAGAUGGGAAACCUACCUCGAAUACUAUCACUACUGCAAAGUGGAUCGUUUGGGGCUUUCUGUCUUCUAAGUCUUUUGUAGCUUGUUCUACGGUAGGAGACCACCGAUCUCUCAGCACUUAUUCUUCUUGAGCGGAUGUUAAUGCUACCUUUCAAGAACAGUAGAUUGAAGUGAUUGUUAAGGACUGGAGGCACUUAAGGCUUCGGGAUAUCUGUGCUUGUGGCCUCAACGGGAUCUUUGUUCCUGCAUCUGAUGUCCCAAAACUCAUUACUCUCACAGUGUUCAGUAGAACUGUUAACCGUAGCCGAUAACAGUAGAACUGUUACCGGCUGUAAGCAUGUAUGAGAAUAGCUUCGGAGAUGUCCAGAGUACACAAAUGCCUUGUCUAUCUGCGAUAUCUAUGCGGUGAUAAUUGUUAAAUAUCUGUGGGAAUAGUGUGGUUGUCACUUCGUUGAACAUUAUCAUCUGUAGACAUUUGAGAUAUACACCAUCUACACCAAUUUAU